ACAAGGGUCUCAGAAUUCUUCCUCCUGGGCCUCUCAGAUGAUCCAGAAUUGCAGCCUGUGCUCUUCACCCUGUUCCUGUCCAUGUACCUGGUCACCAUGUUGGGGAACCUGCUCAUCAUCCUGGCUGUCACCUCUGACCCCCACUUCCACACCCCCAUGUACUUCUUCCUCUCCAACCUGUCCUUGGCUGACAUCGGUUUUGUCUCUGUGACUGUCCCCAAAAUGACUGUGGACAUCCAAACUCACAGCAGUGUCAUCUCCUAUGAGGCCUGCCUGACACAGAUGUCUAUUUUUCUCCUUUUUGCAUGUAUGGAUGACAUGCUUCUGACUGUGAUGGCCUAUGACAGGUUUGUGGCCAUCUGUCACCCACUGCACUACCAGGUCAUCAUGAACCCAUGCCUCUGUUGCUUAUUACUUUUGGUGUCUUUUUUUGUUAGCCUUUUGGACUCCCAGGUGCAGAAUUUGAUUGUGUUACAAUUUACCUGCUUCAACGAUGUGGAAAUUUCUAAUUUCUACUGUGACCCUUCUCUUCUUCUCAACCUUGCCUGUUCGGGAUCUUUCACCAAUAACAUAGUCAUGUAUUUUGUUGUUGCCAUCUUUGGCUUACUCCCUUUCUUAGUGAUCUUUUUUUCUUACUAUAAAAUUCUUUCCUCCAUUCUCAGAGUCCCCUCAUCAGGUGGGAUGUACAAAGCCUUCUCUACCUGUGGCUCUCACCUGUCAGUUGUUUGCUUAUUUUAUGGAACUGCCCUUGGUGUGUACCUCAGUUCAGCUGUCUCACAAUCUCUCAAGAAGGAUGUAGUUCCCUCGGUGAUGUGUACUGUUGUCACCCCCAUGCUGAAUCCCUUCAUCUACAGUCUGAGGAACAGGGACAUCAAAAGUGUCAUUUGGAGGUUGCUUAGCAAAACAAUCUCAUUUUAG
Messenger RNA from Hippopotamus amphibius kiboko, 918 nucleotides. Its product is annotated as olfactory receptor 7E24-like. The coding region runs from base 82 to 918 and encodes 278 amino acids. Lineage: Eukaryota; Metazoa; Chordata; Mammalia; Artiodactyla; Hippopotamidae. The record is from RefSeq and is a predicted model, not a curated record. Gene Ontology annotation, cellular component: membrane. The transcript has a single exon. Gene Ontology annotation, biological process: G protein-coupled receptor signaling pathway. Gene Ontology annotation, molecular function: olfactory receptor activity; G protein-coupled receptor activity.